This is a messenger RNA of Metarhizium album ARSEF 1941, 627 nucleotides long. Its product is annotated as ribonucleoprotein (LSM)-related domain protein. Gene Ontology annotation, molecular function: RNA binding. NCBI's taxonomy places the organism in Eukaryota, Fungi, Ascomycota, Sordariomycetes, Hypocreales, Clavicipitaceae. Gene Ontology annotation, cellular component: U4/U6 x U5 tri-snRNP complex; U5 snRNP; U4 snRNP. The coding region runs from base 1 to 627 and encodes 208 amino acids. Gene Ontology annotation, biological process: mRNA splicing, via spliceosome. The transcript has 6 exons. The record is from RefSeq and is a predicted model, not a curated record.
AUGUCUAACAAACAAGGAAAGAUGGCCGGUUACAUUAAUUGGCGAAUGCGCGUCAUUUUGAAUGACGGACGUGCCAUGACCGGCCAGAUGCUUGCAUUUGACAAGCAUAUGAAUAUAGUCCUCGCCGAUACCGAAGAAUUCAGACGUGUGAAGCGAAAGGCUAACAAGCCGUCCGCUCCCGGCUCAUCAUCCCAGGUUGUCGAGACGGAAGAAAAACGAACUCUCGGUCUGACCAUUGUUCGCGGCGCCCACAUUGUCUCCCUCUCCGUCGAGUCUCCUCCCCCAGCCGAUCCCAGUGCUAGACUUGGAAAGAGUGCUCCGGGCGGCAUUCCGUCGACGCUCGCAGCCGGACCUGGAGUCGCCAAACCCGCUGGUCGUGGUGCCCCUCCUCCAUCCUUGGCUGGUCCUGCCGCCGGAGUUGGCGGUGGCGCUCCGCCCCCAGGCUUUCCCGGUUUCCCGGGAGCCCCCGGCUUUCCUGGUGCCGGACGAGGUGGUCCUCCCCCCGGCUUCCCGGGAGGUUUCCCUCCCCCGCCUGGAGGAUUUCCCGGAAAUGCGCAAUUCCCUCCCCCGGGGUUUAACCCCCCCGGCGGUGGCCCUCCUGGAUUUAACCCACCUCCACGAAGAUAG